UAUCAUAGUAUCAUGCAACUUUGUAUCGCCUAAGUUCACGAGUUGGCAACCAGACUCGAAUAGGUGACAUUCGUAAACCACCUCAAAACUGACAACAAAACACUCGGAACGCACAUCGCUACAAUCACACAAGAACUGGAAGUACCGUUUCUCACAUUAGUCACAUUUCUUUGAUAAUCUUCUCAUAAUUCAUUAGAUUGUCCUGGAAAUUUUGAGUAGAAUCUUCCUUAGUUUGGCUGAGCUCAAUCAGGUUGAUUCUCAACUAUCAAAAAUUGUGUCAGCACUCCAUCAAAACAUAUCACAGUAAAAUAAAUGUCGACCAAAAAAUUAUCCAAUAUCUUCGGAAAUCAUGUCCCUCAUCUAAAAACUAAUCAAGAGAUUGCAAAAAACAUUUCUAAAUUUCUAAUUUCCUCAAACUUCAAAGGCAUUCAGAAAUCACCUAUUUUUCGCGACGCAAAUUCUGCAGUUACACAUAUUGUUCUUUCAGACCCACUUGUCCCCGUUAAUUCUUGCUUGCAAUUUUUUGAUUUCUUGCGGAAAAAUCCAUCCGAAUCAUUUCCAAAACCCGAUCUUCGGGCCCAUAUUACCCUCAUUUUUAGAUUGUUAGAAGCCAAAAAGUUUGCAAUUGCUAAAAAUUUAUUGAUUUCCUUGUCUAUUGAUCAAAAUCUACAAUGCCCAGUUGCAGAUUUUGAGUCUAUUGUAGAACAAUUUGGUAGUAAGCCUGGGAUUGUGCCAAAAUUUUAUGAUCUUUUGAUGAGAAUUAAUGCAGAUAAUAAGAAGUUUGAUGAUGCCUUCAAAGUGUUUGAUUAUAUGACUAAGAGAGGGUUUCAGGUUGAGGAGAGGAGUUGUAUGGUUUGCUUGGUUUCUCUGAAGAGUUCUGGCAGAUUUGAGUAUUUGAUUCAAUUUUUUACUAAGAUGGUUAGUUCGGGUGUCGAAAUUACUGUGUAUUCGAUGUCGCUUGUGGUUGAUUGUCUGUGUAAGAGAGGGGAGAUUGAGAAGGCUAAGGAAUUGAUAGGUGAAAUGAGUAGGAGAAAGAUCAAACAGAAUUCAUAUCCGUACAACUCCAUGAUAGAUUUUUACAUUAAGAAAAAGGACUUUAAGCAAGUUGAAGAAGUUUUAAGGCUUAUGGAGAAGGCAAAUGUGGAGCCUAAUGCAGCCACAUACACACUUGUAAUUGACGGGUAUGCAAGUAAUGGUAUGAUUAAAGAAGCAGAAAAGGCGUACCAGGAUAUGUGUGCGAUAGGUGUGGUGGCAGAUCCGCACUUGUAUACCGUGAUGAUCAAUUUUUCUUGCAGGAAACAAGACAUGAAGGCGGCGUGCCAUCUUUUUGAUGAAAUGACUGAGAAAGGCCUUUCUCCGAAUACUCACACAUACGGAGCUAUGAUACACGGGUUAUGCAAGGCGGGUCAGUUGGAUGCAGCAGAGAUUCUUGUGGAUGAAAUGCAAAGGAGAGGGCUUGAGUUGAACCAUGUGAUUUUUAAUACUCUGCUGCAUGGUUAUUGCAGAAAAGGAAGAAUUGAUGAAGCACUACUGCUGAAGGAUACCAUGGAGAAGAAAGGAUUUGUGCCUGAUGCAUAUAUGUAUAACAUUAUUGCAAGUGGGUUGCACAAGUUGGAUCAAAAUGAGGAAGCAAAGACAUUCAUGUACUCAAUGUUAGAGAAAGGAUUGUCACUAAAUACUGUCAAUUAUACUACUUUGAUUGAUAUACAUUGUAAAGAAGGUAAAUUUGCUGAAGCAAAGAGGCUUUUGAAGGAAAUGGAGAAGAAGGGGGAAGGUCCUAAUGUUGUGACAUACAAUUCUUUGAUUGAUGGAUACUGUAAGGAAGGUAGGAUGAAGGAGGCUCGUGAGCUUAAGAAUGAGAUGGAGGAUAGAGGAUUAACGCCGGAUGUAUAUACGUACACGUCGAUAUUACAUGGUGAAUGUAUUAAUGGGAAGAUGGAUUGUGCACUGGAAUGGUUCAAUGAGAUGUCAAUUAGAGGGUUAACACCAAAUGUAGUUACUUACACAGCAAUAAUUUCAGGCUUGGCAAAGGUGGGGAGAUCAGAUGAAGCUUUUAAAUUGUAUGAUCAAAUGAUAGAGGCAGGCCUUACUCCGGACAAUACAGUUUAUUCUUCACUUGUGGGUAGCCUUCAUUCAGCUUAAGCCUAGGUCAAAAGAUUUUGGAACCAUCUACAAACAAAAACUUGAACGGUUGAACCUUACAUUUUGGUGGAUAUAGGGUAACUUUUGUGGUGAUUUGAAGACUUUUAUGUACCAUAAUUGUAAUUCCAUAUAUAAGAAGCGAACUUUAAAUAUGUAAAAGUAAUUUGCAUAACUUGUUAAAAAAUGCAAAAAGGGAAAAAUAUUAGUUUGGAAAAGUUAGAGGGGAAGUGGGCUUGAGUGCAUCCAUAAUCAUGAACAAGAUAAAUGUUCGUAGGGAUGGCGCAUUAAUUUUCUUCCUUGACCAUUAGAAAUAAAAUAGUUCGUGGGUGGAAAGUAAAUUCUUUUUGUAACAACAAAUAUUAUUGCAACCGUCAUUUGACAAAAUGGAACAGAUUGUUUUGAACAACAC
Messenger RNA from Beta vulgaris subsp. vulgaris (sugar beet), 2551 nucleotides. RefSeq names its product pentatricopeptide repeat-containing protein At2g32630. The transcript has a single exon. NCBI's taxonomy places the organism in Eukaryota, Viridiplantae, Streptophyta, Magnoliopsida, Caryophyllales, Amaranthaceae. The coding region runs from base 313 to 2142 and encodes 609 amino acids. Gene Ontology annotation, molecular function: protein binding. The record is from RefSeq and is a predicted model, not a curated record.